This is a messenger RNA of Penicillium brevicompactum, 1275 nucleotides long. Its product is annotated as epoxide hydrolase. The record is from RefSeq and is a predicted model, not a curated record. The coding region runs from base 1 to 1275 and encodes 424 amino acids. Gene Ontology annotation, biological process: epoxide metabolic process. The transcript has 4 exons. NCBI's taxonomy places the organism in Eukaryota, Fungi, Ascomycota, Eurotiomycetes, Eurotiales, Aspergillaceae. Gene Ontology annotation, molecular function: epoxide hydrolase activity.
AUGAGCUCCAUAAGUCCAUACAAGAUUGCCGUCUCAGACGAGAAGCUCCAGCGACUUCGCCAAAAACUGGAACAUACCACUUUCCCCGAUGAACUUGAUGAUUCGGGGUGGGACAUGGGUGUGCCUCUUGAUGAGAUCAAACGCCUGGUUUCAAUAUGGCGCCAUCAGUUUGACUGGAGGGCACAGGAGUCGAAGCUGAACGAGACCCUUCAACAAAUCAACGUUCGUGUUGCGGUGGAUGGUUUCGGUGAUCUGGAUAUACAUGCGCUGCACCACAAGAGUGGAAAUCCCAAUGCCAUCCCACUGCUGUUUAUUCAUGGGUGGCCUGGUAGUUUCAUGGAAGCAACAAAGCUGAUUCCGUUGCUCACUCAAAACGAUGGAGAUGGCCCUGUAUUCGAUAUGGUGGCGCCCUCCUUGCCCAAUUUCGGAUUCUCGCAAGGUGUCAAAAAGAAUAAGAGAGGAUUUGGGCUGGCUCAGUAUGCCGAAACUGUCCACAAAGUCAUGAUGGCGCUCGGAUACAGCGAAUACGUGGUCCAAGGAGGUGACUGGGGAAGCAUGAUAUCGCGUACCAUAUCCCAGUUCUACCCUCAGCACGUCCAAGCCAUCCACCUGAACUUCAUCCCCGUGAUACCACCCUAUCCAUGGCGAAGUCCGUAUCAGUUUUUGAAAUCCCUGGUUUCAGUGCCUUUCUCUGCAAAAGACAGGAGUCUCAUCGCCCAAACAGUGGGAUAUUUCACCGGUGCCAACGCAUACAUGAAGCAGCAAGCGACCCGGCCCCAGACUCUGGGGUACGGGCUUCAUGAUAGCCCCGUCGGACUUCUAGCAUGGAUCUACGACAAGAUGCAUUCUUGGUCUGAUGACUAUCAAUGGACAGACGAAGAGAUAUUAACCUGGGUCAGUGUGUAUUACUUCUCAACAGCAGGACCGAUGGCUUCGACAAGAAUCUACUUUGAGGCUUCGGCACCGAAAGGAAAAGUGGAUGAGUCUGAGGAUCCGCAGGAGAUGAACUUGAAAUACAUGUCGCUUGAGCAGGUCCUCGGCGUUCGAGCUCCCCAGAAUGUGCACUUUGCUGUGGCACAGUUUCGAAGGGAGCUCAUCAUGUUUCCUAUGGCGUGGUAUGGAUCCAUCGGGAAUGUUGUGCAAGAGAGCGAAUACGAUAGUGGUGGGCAUUUUGCAGCGUGGGAGGUACCUGGGUUGCUAGCUGCUGAUGUCAAGAAAUUCCUAGGCAAAGAAGGACCAGCAUACGGGGUUGUAGCUGGCAAAGAUGGAUAUUGA